Miscanthus lutarioriparius is the source of this 2385-nucleotide messenger RNA. The record is from the annotation of a GenBank genome assembly. NCBI's taxonomy places the organism in Eukaryota, Viridiplantae, Streptophyta, Magnoliopsida, Poales, Poaceae.
AUGGGGCUAGGGGCAUCUGCCAUCCUCAAAGCGCUCGUCAAACAACUUAGAUCACCACUAUCAGAGGCUGCUAGUAGGAAAGAAGCAGGCUUGGGCAAGAUCAUCCACAUCGAUUGCUCACUUUGGCAAAACAAGAGGGUGAUGAGGAGGAUGACUUUGACGGGGGUGGAGCAGGCUGCUAGAGGUGUGAUUCCGCAUGUCAAGUGGACAAUCUUGAACGAACUUAGCAAUUGUAAAUUCCUUGUGGUGUUCCACAAUGGGAGUGGCAACUAUGUGGAUCUAUGGGAAUGUGGUGUCCCUGUCAUGGGUGUUAUGAGCAAGAGGGUGUUGUGGGCCUCUCAGGCGGGCAAUUUCAUGCUCCGUGAUGAUGCACUUGAGGAGGUUGAGAUGGAGAAGUUAGCUGGGUUGAGUGAUGUGUUCAUAUCGGUUGGCCCGCAAAGUUUUAUUGAUAAGAAUGAAGUCAUUAAUGUCUUCUUUCGCUUCCUACAUGCUGAUGCUGAGGAAUUUGCUAGGUACAGUGGUGUUCUUGAACCUGACUCUAAGCUAAGUUACACAAACUGGUAUUGGUUGCUAUCGAAAGAGAUGUUGGAUCUAAUGGUUGAACUUAGGGAGUUGAAUGUAAAAGGAGCAGACAAUAGGAGCAUGAUGUAUCUACAUCAUUGUAGAGGUUCCAAAAGUAGGAUGCUCAAGCUUCGAGUGGUAGAGGCUACAGAGUCAUUUGAAGAAGAUGAGGUAGUCAAGUCAACCCAUGUGUUAACCAGAUCAUCUAAGGACUAUGGCAUUACUAGUGCCACUGACGAUAGAGAUCAUGUUUCAUCAUCCCCAGACCUGUCAAACUGGCACAUCCUUAAGACUAUCAUCAUUGAUGGUUGUGGUGAGCUAGAAGAAAUUGAAUGCAACACUUUGCCCCCAUCACUAGAGUCAUUUUCCUUCACCAACAAUAUUGUCGCCACAAGGAUAAAGAAGAUUUCCUUCUGGGGAUGGGUCAAAUUGAAAUCCAUGUUGCUUAUAGGACAGUUUGGUAGCCUUGUGGAGCUGAACAUGUCAGGUACAUUAGUUGAAACCCUUGACCUCAGUGCGAUUCAAGCCCAAGACCUCAAGCUAAUCUUUCUUUUGGGAUGUGAGAAGCUCCAUGCAAUACUACGGCCACAUGAGGAAAACAAGAAGAUAAAGUUAGAGGUGUUGCGCAUUGACACCACCCAUAUAACAUGGGCCAGGGAAGAUGCCUCCAAGAAUGAAGAUUCUACUAGUGGUGACUUUACAAGUAUAGAGUCACAGUCGAUAGCAAUGCAUGGCAACAACAAAUCAUUGGCCUACUCAGAUUCAUAUAUUUCCUUGAGGGAUCCAAGGCUUUUUCGAUCACUUCGGUGCAUUGAACUUGUAAAUUUCUUACAUGUCGAGAUUUCUUCUACUGGUGGUCACAAAGGUAUCACUCGAAGAGUCAAUGACACUACUUGCAGCGUCAAUGAACUAGAGGGAGCCAAGACCUUGCACUUGCAUGACAACUUAUCCAUCACCAAUAUCCCUGACCUUGCACCGCCUACUACAAUAAGUUUAGAUUGGGAUAACCUACUAUGGUGCCGACUCGAGAGAUGCCAUGGCUUAGAAGGCUCUGUUUUCGCUCCUCCUUCUGUACGGGAGGAUGAAGACGACAUUUUUGGGUAUCUAGCGACAUUCUGGGCAUCCCAGCUUCUAAAGGCUCGCUAUAUAUGGGAUUGGAGCAAAGCAUUGUUUCGCCCGGGUGGUGCUUCCUUUGAGAAUCUUAUAUUCUUGCACCUGGAUGGCUGUCCCAGACUAUUACAUGUGCUCCCCUUAUACGCAUCAAAUGGAAGAGGAUGUCAUAACUUGGAAACCAUCGAGAUUGUGUGCUGUGGUGAACUAAGGGAGAUUUUUCCAUCUGAUCUAGAAGUGCAGCAGCAAGAACCUAGAGAAUUCCCGAGGCUGAAGGGCAUCCAUCUGUAUGAGCUACCCAUGCUACAGCACAUCUACGGGCACCAUAUGUUGGCGCCUAACCUCGAGACUGUGAAGAUUAGGGGCUGCUGGAACCUCAAGCGCAUGCCGGCCGUUCGACGACCCACUCGUCGUCGUCAUAGACGAGGCACUCCAGCUGAUGAGGCAGAAUUGUUGGAUAGCGCAGGAUCGUCAGACAACUCUGAAUCUGACGAGGAGGAGGCCCAGACGCUGCCAACGGUGGACUGUGAGAAGGACUGGUGGGAUAGCUUUGAGUGGGAGCGGGAAAGAGUUCGGCCACCACCCUUCCCGCUACAAGCCGUGCCACUCCGCGUACCACAAGAGGAGCCUGCUGAGAGCGUCCGUACUCAGGUAGUAAUCCUCUCAAUGGAUAUCUGGGUAUGGAUCUGUGCAUGGUCUUAUGGCUGGCUCUGA